AUCGCUGGCGGAUGGUGUGGAUGUGAUGAUAGAAGUGUUGCAGAGUCAUUGUGAGUGAAUGAACUGAUCCAGUGCUGAAUUAAAGCCUCAUCCAUUCAUCCAUUCACUCAUCCAUCCAGCUCUCAGCUGCCGACAGCAUGCCUCUGUUCACAGUGAACGUGAAAUGGGGGAAGGAGAAGUUCGACGCGGUGGAGCUGAACACGGAGGAGCCGCCCAUGGUGUUUAAGGCUCAGCUCUUCGCACUGACCGGCGUUCAGCCCGACAGACAGAAGGUGAUGGUGAAAGGAGGGACGCUGAAGGAUGACGAGUGGGGCAACGUCAAAAUCAAAAACGGAAUGACGCUGCUGAUGAUGGGUUCUGCCGAAGCGCUACCCGAGGAGCCGGCCGUACGACCCACGUUCGUAGAAGACAUGACGGACGAGCAGCUGGCUUCAGCCAUGGAGUUACCAUGUGGACUGACCAACCUGGGGAACACUUGCUACAUGAACGCCACCGUUCAGUGUCUGCGCUCGGUGCCCGAACUCAAGAGCGCCCUGAAGAAGUAUUCGGGAGCUUUGAGAUCUUCUGGAGCCAGCGCACCUUCUCAGUACAUCACAGCAGCUCUGCGUGACCUGUACGAGUCCAUGGAAAAAACCUCGUCCAGCAUCCCCCCCAUCAUCCUGCUGCAGUUCCUGCACAUGGCCUUCCCCCAGUUCGCAGAGAAAGGAGACCAGGGCCAGUACCUGCAACAGGAUGCCAACGAGUGCUGGGUCCAGAUGAUGCGCGUCCUCCAGCAGAAGCUAGAGCCCAUAGAACCCGAAACCCCAAUGGAGACGGGUGACAGUGAGGCCGGAGCUGCAGCCUCGAAGAAGAACUUCAUCGACCAGUUUUUCGGGGUGGAGUUCGAGACGACGAUGAAGUGCACAGAGUCGGAGGAGGAGGAACCUACCAACGGCUCAGAGAGCCAACUGCAGCUCAGCUGCUUCAUCAACCAGGAGGUGAAAUACCUGGCAACCGGGCUCAGAUUGCGACUGCAAGAAGAAAUCACCAAGUUCUCUCCGUCCCUACAGAGAGACGCCGUCUACACGAAGUCGUCUAAAAUCAGCCGCCUCCCCGCGUACCUCACCGUUCAGAUGGUUCGCUUCUACUACAAAGAGAAAGAGUCCGUAAACGCCAAAGUCCUCAAGGACGUGAAGUUCCCCCUCAUGCUGGACGUGUACGAGCUCUGUACCUCCCAGCUCCAGGAGAAGAUGGAUACCAUCAGGUCCAAGUUCAAGGACAUGGAGGACAAGAAGCUGGAGAAGCAGCAGCAGAAGGUGGAGAAGAGGGUGGAGGCUCAGAAGGAGGUGAAGCUUGAGGACUUCUCGUUUGCUGACGAUCUGGGUUCGAGCAACAGCGGGUACUACGAGCUCCAGGCUGUACUGACGCACCAGGGACGGUCCAGCUCCUCCGGUCAUUACUUAGCCUGGGUCAAGAGGAAAGAAGACGAAUGGGUGAAGUUCGACGACGACAAGGUGAGCGUGGUGACGCCCGACGACAUCCUGAAGCUGUCGGGGGGCGGAGACUGGCACAUCGCCUACGUCCUGGUGUACGGUCCACGCCGGCUGGAAGUGAUGAAGGCGGAGGAGCAGAAACAAUAACCUUCACACGCCCUCGUUCAUCCAUUCAUUCAUCUAUUCAUUCAUUCAUUCACGUCGUCUGCAAGCACUGUCGCAUUACUGUGCAAUAAAGCUGCUGUUUAUCAGUCCCACCUUCCCAUCGCGUCAUACUGGUCUCAUACUGGUCUCAUACUGGUCUCAUACUGGUCUCAUACUGGUCUCUGUACUGGUCUCAUACUGGUCUCUGUACAUGCGCUUGAGCUACAUUAUGUGGACAAAAGUAUGUGGACGCCCCUUCUAAUGACUAAAUUCAUGUUAAAUGGGCACAAAUUCCCACAGACAUACUUCAGAUUCCUGUGAGAAGCUGGAACGAUCACAUUUGUCUGGUGUCCAAAUACUUUUGGUCAUAUGGUGUAGGUCAGGCUUUCUGGGGUGUGGGGUUGGACGAUAUGUCACCGGAUAUCGUGAUAAAAUUGAGCUAAACUGGUACAGUGAGACGUUCCUGAGGGGUAAAAAGCACCUUUUUCCAAAAGUAUAUGGACACCUGAUCUAGACAUGAGCAGUCAUAUGGAGUGUGCCUGUGGGAAUCUUUGCCAAAAAAGGGUAUGAUGCCAUUGAGGACAUUCCAGUUCAUCCCAAAAGUGUUAAAUAAAGCUGAGCAUGGCAUCGUGGGCAGUGGGGAGAUCAGCGGGUUUAAAUUGGCCCCUGAGCGAGGCCCCUAAACUGAUGGUUUAUUUUAUAGUCUUCAUUCUAUACACCUAUAAAGCAAUGGCCGAACUCGCACCCGAACUCCGACAUUUGAAGGCGUGUCCACAUACUUUUGGCCGUAAAGUUUAAGGGUCCAACUGCAGCCUCUGCCUACUGUCUGCAGUUUGGUAUGUUCUCCUCACAAGCCGUUUUCCCCCACGAACAUGACCGGUGCAAGGCCGGAGUACAUCCUGUAGAGGGCGCGGUUUACAUCGGGGGCAGCCGAUCCACCUCCUGUAACGAUAUACACUAUAUGGCCAAAAGUAUGUGGACACCUGACGCACACAGAUUUUGGAGUGCGUCUGUGGGAAUUUGUGCUUCCGUACGGUCGAGUACCGGGUGGGGUGGGGUCGAGGUCAGGGCUCCUUCGCUCUGUGAGGCGUCCACAUGCUUUCGGCUGAACGGUUCUGAUCGGCCCGGUACACGAAAGUUUGUGCACCCCUUGAGAAUGACGCCCCCUAGAGGGCGCUGCAGUCUAAUGUGCUAUUUAAAGCCACGGCUCUAAACCAGUGGUCUGUUCUUCAGUUCAUGUGGGGACGGACGUGGGGGGACGUCGGGCCCCUGAGAAAGGCCCCCGAGCCUGAUCGCUGUAUCUUGCCUCAAUUGUUUACACAUCACACACAGGCGACUUUAUAACAGCGUCCCAGGGUCAGCAUCGUCACCGCCCACCGUUCGAACCGGUUGCAUCUCCCAUUCCAAAUAAAUCAAUAAAAUCACCAGAGAUUAUCUGA
Trichomycterus rosablanca is the source of this 3055-nucleotide messenger RNA. RefSeq names its product ubiquitin specific peptidase 14 (tRNA-guanine transglycosylase) (gene usp14). Bases 138 to 1619 code for a protein of 493 amino acids. Lineage: Eukaryota; Metazoa; Chordata; Actinopteri; Siluriformes; Trichomycteridae. Gene Ontology annotation, molecular function: protein binding; cysteine-type deubiquitinase activity; proteasome binding. The transcript is spliced from 16 exons. Gene Ontology annotation, biological process: protein deubiquitination; proteasome-mediated ubiquitin-dependent protein catabolic process; regulation of proteasomal protein catabolic process. The record is from RefSeq and is a predicted model, not a curated record.